Molecule: messenger RNA, 1658 nt
Organism: Moneuplotes crassus
Lineage: Eukaryota; Ciliophora; Spirotrichea; Euplotida; Euplotidae
Source: the annotation of a GenBank genome assembly
CAAACAUGGACUUACAAAAUAUCAGACUCCAAAAGUUUCAUUGCAGCGACCCUGCAUGCAAAAGACAUGGAGUUUACUUCUGUAGAACCCACCAGAUGUACACAUGAAAAGGCUGUACUAACAAGAUGCACUUCAAAUGUCAACUUGUCAUAAUCCAAGAUCUAUCUGAUAUCAAGACCAAUGUGAUUGAAGUCAAGAUAUUUGUGAAGAGGCUGUUCAAGCUCGUAGCUGAGAAUGGUCUAAGAGCAUAUAACCCUCACAUUGACGAUGAAUUGAAAGAUUUCCAGGACAGCCUUGUCGAGAUCGAGAAAAAAAUAAGAGAUGCAAUUACUCAUGACAAUCACAAGCAAUUUGACACUCUUCAGUCUCAGAUCAAGCAAAUCCAAAUCCAGAUGUCCGACAGCGAUGUAAUCAAAGAAAUUUUGUACAUGUCAGAAUCCAGAAAUACAAGCUUGCAUAAUCUACCAAAAAUCGGUGACGAAUUCUCAUCUGCCACCAAGGUCAAAAAGAAGAUUGAUGCUGUGGUUCAAGAAAAUAUGGAGCUGAUGGAGAAGAAGUUACUUUCCAAAUCAAGGCAGAUCGAUCUGCAAUGAAAAGCCAGACUCACUGAAGAAUUCAAAGACAAGAUUCAGAAUCUGAAAGAUCUAAAUGAUGCCAAGGAUAUCGAGCUUGAGCAGCAGAAAGAAGCUGCAAAGCAAGCAUGUCAGGAUACCGAAGAUAUUAAGAAGCAAAGAGACAAAAUUUCUACUGAAAAAGAAUCUCUUCUGGCUAAGAACAAAGAUCUCAAAACCUUCAAGACUCAGCUCGAAGAGGAUCUUAAGACUAAAAUUGACCAGAUCGAAGAAUCCAAGAGCCAAUAUGCAAAAGAUCAAGAAGAGAAGGCUAAAAUUAUCGAAGAACUGAAAUUAAACGAGUCUGCACUUGAAGAAACGAAGGAAAUUAUCAAAGGUCUCUACAAAAAUAUCUGCCCAGACUUCGACCCUGAAUCCAAAGAAUUGAAACUUAACAUGUCAGAAGAUAACUCUAUGAACUUAGUGAAAUCAAUUGGAGCAUCUAAGUGCUUUCUCGGGGACAUGAACAGGCUUCAGAUUGAUUAUGUCUCCAAAAAAGACCAUUCUCUGAAUGACUUCCUGAAGAACUGUAACCUAUCCUCUCUCAGACUACUUUCUUUUAACAAUAACUUUCUUGGGUCAACCGGGAGUCAAGCUCUGAAGAUCAAGUUUUACCAGGAAGGAUUGCAAAGACUCCUUAUCAAUGUAACCAAAGAGGUUUACUUGGAAAACUUGAUCAUUGAUGGCCUCGAUCUGAGCUGUAUAAUUCAGUCUUGUGUGAAUACUGAGAGAUUGGUUAUUCGUUAUAGCAAAAUUUCUACUUCAGACUCUUUGGAUUUCUCUACUCCCCCUCAGGCCAAGCUUGAGUACCUUAGUUUUUGAUAUUGUGGAGGUGAAAAAUGGUGCUCUGAACAGUGGGACAUGUACCCAGAGAAGUUCGAGAAGAUAAUAGUGGCCAUUAAGAAUUCCUCUUUAAAGAACUCUCUCAAGUCCAUUAAUGUUCGUUGCUGUAAGAUCUCGGUAUCUAAAGUAAAUGAACUGUUGGAUACUCAUGACCUCCCACACAUCAAAGGGAUUAAUCAAGUGAACUUUCCUUUUAAGGAAUAA